This is a messenger RNA of Exophiala aquamarina CBS 119918, 261 nucleotides long. RefSeq lists its product as uncharacterized. The record is from RefSeq and is a predicted model, not a curated record. NCBI's taxonomy places the organism in Eukaryota, Fungi, Ascomycota, Eurotiomycetes, Chaetothyriales, Herpotrichiellaceae. The annotation marks the transcript as partial. The transcript has a single exon.
AUAGAAGUCCUUAUUUCGGAUGCACAUCCCGAAUACGAUGGAUCCGAUGAUAUUGACUUGAUAGAAGGCACGGCAGAGCCAGAACCACCAAAAGAUAUACCAAGCGCAGCCGACAUCACGAUUCCCGUGAUGGGUAUGGUCACCCAGGAGUAUGUGCAAAAGGCAGUCUUGUUCUUUCUGAUCUUGGCUGUGGUUUUGUACGUAGUGAGAAGACGGACAUCAUCUCGGGAUAGCAAGAUUGAUGAGAAAAGCAUGGCGUGA